This is a messenger RNA of Amoebophrya sp. A25, 1271 nucleotides long. The record is from the annotation of a GenBank genome assembly. Lineage: Eukaryota; Dinophyceae; Syndiniales; Amoebophryaceae.
CUGAUGCUUUCUCCGGAGGAAAAAGGAGAGUUUGUGGAUUCGAUCAAUGCGCUAACAACCAUCGCGUACUCGUUUCUGCAACAGCAACAAGGACAAGCUGAAACGUAUGGACAAGCAGAGGGUCAUGGUCAAUCGACGUCCAAAGAGGGAGAAGGCCGUCUUAGUAGGAGAAAAGAAAAUAAAAAGAAAAAGUUGACGAAGAAGAGGAACCUGAGGCAGAGACCCAUUUCAGACAAGUUCACAUCGUCAACAGUGACAAAGCGAUUGGAUAACCUGUUAUGAUCACUCAGUGUCUCACUCAUCUCUUUGGGCGUCUCGCUAGCCUUCCUGCAGGAAAAGCAUGAAAAUAGGAAAGACUGCGGGAUGGAGUGCCUUGACAGAGAUAGAAUGAAGCACGUUCAUCUUCUAAGCCGAGAAAAAUUUUUGUUCGGAAGCGUGGGCGGGAAUUACGAUACCGGAGUAAAAGGGGUCGCACGCGUAGACGAGUGGUGCCCUAAGACGACCGAGAAUCCAGAGGCAGAGCAGGUCUGCUUUACGAUUUUACUUCAAUGCUAAAACACGUAUUUAGAAGUUUAGUUUUCAGAGAUCAUAUUGUGUUGCAAUCUAAGAAUGAGCUAGGAAAUGACCCAUUUCUGUCUCUGCAUAGACUGGGUACGGACGAGAAGUGUUCCCUUGAUACCUCUAGACUGGGCACGCUGCUACUACUGUACUGCCUCCUUGCCAGCAAGUUACGCCCUUGGAUCGACGUUGCAUUGGGUGUAAAAUAGGAAAAUUAUCUUUAGAAGUGACGUUUUUUGACAUCUUUCAUAAAAACGGUGGCAGACCUGUUCAAAGCGCUGCAGGAAAAGACUGUCGAUAAGGACGGUUUCACCACGACCCCUGUACAGGAGAAUUUUUCUUUAACUAUUUAACUAGGACGGUUUUCCUACGACCCCUGUACAGGGGAAUUUUCCUUUAACUACUUAAGUAAGUAAGUAACUAACUAACUAACUAACUAACUAGCUAGAAGAUAAGAGUCUGACUGAUGUUGAAGUUGGUAUAUAUUAUGAAUAUGAUUGGAUACUGUAGCUGACAUAAGGCAACGAGCUAUAUUCUGUGUCAUGGGAGAUAAUACCUCUAUUAUCUUUCAGCCCCUGUCUUUGUAUAGCAUCCUUCUUGUGUUGUACCCCUACCCCCGACCGCUUUCUGAAGUGAGUUCACGUCAGAAACGGUUUCCUGCUGUCUGGCGCAUCAUGGCCAGCCUUCAUCAAUUGACUAGCAGACGAAUUGAC